CCCCCCCCCCCCCCCCCCCCCCCCCCCGGGCUGCUAUCGACCAACCACCCCGUGUUUCCGACCCGUGUUCGGAGAGACGGUUCCGACUGGAACAUUCACCAACAUGUGACCCUCCGAGCUGCAGGGACCUACUUUAGAAUUACUUUUGAAUCAAACUUGAGAUUUGACUUGGAUGUUUGCAAAGGAAGAAUUAACAGGAAACGUGUCAGUUAAAGAAGUAAAUGUGUGAGAGGGAGAGUUUUCACUUAUUUUAGUCAACACGGACAAUCUUAUAUUUUAUCAGGGAACAUUUUAUUGAAGUCAGAUCUCAUCUCACGACCCCUCGGAUCUGUACCAUGAUCCCUUGUGGGGGUUUGAGGAAACACCUGCCACGAUGUUUAUGUCAAAACUCUUCAUUACUCGGAUUAAACAUUAAUUCUGACCAUGGAAACAAAAAUUUGACAGUAAAAGAAAAGAAAAAAAAUCAGUGGAUCAAUCUGCUGCUGAAGACAGUGGGGUGACGCACAUGAAGGGAUAUGAAAAAUGUCCAUUUGUAUGUUUGUAUUUUGCUCUUCUGUUUUGAUGCCAAAGAGCAACGAUUCCAUCGGUGGAAGUUUGUCCCUGUCUGGCUGCCAUGACGACCUUGAUUAUUUUUGUCAAAAACUUGUUUUAUAUCCGUGUUUUUGUUUAAAGGAGUUUCAAAAGUAUCCAAAUUCAUUUAAACAUGUCAGAAAAUGAAUGUUAUCAUAUAAAGUUGAUUGAAAUCUGAUCAGUGUUCAGCCAAACGUGCUGUAACGUCUCUGUAACCAUGGCAGCAGGGUCACAUGAUGCUGUGAUGUCAUCAAAGAAAGGGGAGAGAUCUUCACUCACACCCUCAGAGGGGGAUGAUAAUAUUAUCUGCCAAUUGUAUUUGAUGAAGAACUACACUUCCCACAAUGCUUUGCUCCACAGUGCCGCUCACACUGAUCAUAUUUACGUUCCGGUAGUUCUUCAACUCUUCCCUGGUCGAUCCACCGCAUCACGUGACCACUGGCUGCGUUGCUCACAACUACUUCCUAAUAACCAACAGUAUGACCAGUGACGACAUGUCUGUGGAAGAUGAUAAUAAAACAACUAAUGGGAGAGGAACCUGUUUCUUUAUUAUGUCGCAGUGGAAAUAUCUGCAGCUGUUUUAAGAAUAUUUCUGCAUUAUUCUUUAUAAUUUUUUUCUUGUUGUCCACUGUUCUGUCUUUCUUGACCUCGACAGAUUCACCGUGUUUCCAGAACUCCGUUGUUGGUGAGUUUUUGGGGAAUUUGACCUGCAACAGGUUCACUCUGCAACAGUUUGAUUAAUUUAAAAAUUUGUUGUAAAUAACUUAUAGAGGGAUGUAUUUCAGUAGUAUUGAGAUGCUUCAGUUUAUAUCCAGCUCAUAUUUUCAUCACCAAUACAUCUGACAAUGAUUCUUCCACAGUAACAAAUUAUUAUUGUUGAUCAUUAUUCAGAUUUCAGUGUGGAUCCUUUUCCCCUGAAACAAACAAUGAAAAACCUUGUAAAAAUUUUGACUUCACUUUCAUAGAAAGCAGAAUUAGCAAAUAAUCACAUAUUCAAAGCGGGUGGCUGCGAUUUUAGAUUUGUUUAAAAUAUCAAUUAUCAAUUCGAGUUCACAGCAAUUGAUUGAAAUUUGAUUGUUUUUUUUCAUCUCAUUGGCUUACUGUAAAAUAUUGUUUAUAUAUAUUUUUUUACAUUUCAAGUUAAAUAACUUUAAAUGUGAUUUGUUAUUAUUUUCCAACCACUGUAGAAAUGACAAACAUUUGUCUUUCGGAGUUCGUUUGACUUGAUGUGGAGUUUAAUGAAUUAACUACCAGGCUUCCCAGCAUGCAUUGUUAUGACGGACAAGUAACUUCCGGUUUAUGUCAUUGUUCUGCAGUUACCUACCUUUCCACUAGAGGGCAGUUGAGAGUUCGUCCUCGAGGAAUUGUGAGUAAAUGGAGCUAAACAAAAAAAAUAAAUAAAUAGAUGAUGUACUACACUGACUUCUAGACAAAAAUAAAAAAAUUUUUUAAUUUAGGCAAAUAUAAUAUCCAUUGUUAUUAUAAUAUCAUAAUUAAAUUGCGCAAUAAAAUACUAACAUCCAUUGAAUUCAGGCCGUACCCCCAACAAACUUAACUUGCAGUUUUAUAAAACUCUGGGAGCACUUUGUCUUUAUCGUACUUACAAUAGAAAGCACAAUAUUUCCUGCUGAAAUAUCACGUUGUGGAAUUUAUAAGUCAUACAACAACACGUAAAAGAAUAUAAGUGGUUUCUGAAAUCUUGUGAUGUGUGAAUUUGAAGUUGUAAAUGUGUUGUGUUCUCUGGCCCUUGUUUUCAUAACAUAAAAUGUAAUUUUUUUUGCUUCCAACUUGGUUAAUAUUAAAAAUCAGACUUCAAUAAAAAAAUAUACAUUAUUAAAGUAAUUUUGAUUAAAUGCUUUGACUUUGCUGCUUUGUUAUUUUCAGCGUAGAGCUCAUGUUUCCGAUUCAGCUCUUUCACAUGUGGAAGUGAAGCGGCUGAGUUCUGUAAGUGUGUGUUUUCUGAGGAGGAAACUAGUUGAGCAACUCCAUUUGCUUUCUCAAACAUUAGAAAGGCUCUGCCCUAACACACGCACGCACGCACGCUCGUACCUCCCAUCACACUGUUGGACAGCAAACACACACACAGCAGUUAGUUUCCAACUGCUGACGAGAGGAGAUGAGGCGAAUUUAGAGGCACGGAAUGCACAAGGCCGGACGAGCAGACAGCUGAGCGGGUCCGAGGGUCGUCAUGUCCAUCAGCGUGAAUCUGAGGAGGAUCUCCAACCUGCCGGGACGCUCCGACAGAAAAGUGGAACUCUGUUUCCGAGGUUUCAUCCAGAAGACCAGAGUCCUGCAGAGUGAGAACGUGGCCAUCUUCAACGAGAAUUUCCGUUGGCCUCAUUAUGGUAAAAUGAUCAAAGAUGAAGUUUUGUCCAUCAGUGUUUACAACUGCAGUAAAGUCUUCUCCAACAGACUGCUCGGUAAGCUCGUCGUCAGUCUCCAGCAUGUCAUUACCUCGGGGAGGCUGUUGCUACGGGAACCGCUCACCGAUGCCAAUUACAGCCUGACUGAUAUCUAUAUAGAGCUGGAUAUUCACUAUCAUCCAGUCGAGGGAUCUGCAGGAAAGUGGGACGGACUCGACUUCCUGAAGGCCGAAGACAAAGAUGAAUCAGCUCUGGUCAUCAGGAAUGAUGGAUUUGAUGACCCAGAGAGUCAGAACACUUUAAUUCGCCCGGAUCAGCUGGAGCGGGAGGUUCGCCGUCUGGGGCGAAGCCUGCUCGGGACUGGCGAUGAAGACGACGACUGCGACGAUGAUUAUGAUGAAGACCUGAUGGACCUGGAGGCGUCCAACAUUACCGUCACUCCUCUGCUGAGUCGGUGCAGGCCGCUGUCCAGAAGCGUUGUUGCCGCGACACCCAGAGUGCAGAGCUUCCAGGUGAAUGUAAACAUCCUGGAGGCUCAGAAGCUGGUCGGCGUGAACAUCAGUCCUGCAGUUUUCAUCAGGGUUGGAGAUCAGAAAAGACACACAGCGACGCAGAAAUCCACCAACUGCCCCUUCUACAAUGAGAACUUCCAGUUUGAGUUUCAGGAGGCUCCACAGAUCCUCUUUGACAAAGUCAUAGAGAUUAAGGUGUUCCACAGGCGGACUCUGGCCUUCCUGAUGACCCACAUUGGGACAUUUAAGAUUGACAUCUCCACCGUUUACAACCAGCCAGACCACCGCUUCUACCAGAAGUGGGCUCCUCUCACUGACCCGGCAGACACCAGGUCAGGGAUCAAGGGUUACGUCAAGGCCAGCCUCAGUGUGCUGAUGAAGGGAGACGCCAUGAGCAUGGCGAGUCUGCUACCGACCUCCACGUCUGGAGCCAGCGAGGACAUAGAAAAGAACCUGCUGCUUCCUCGUGGUAUGGCCUCCGAGCGUCCGUGGGCUCGUUUCCGUGUCCGUAUCUACAGGGCCGAGGGUUUGCCCACCAUGGACUCGGGUCUAAUGGCCAAGAUGUCAAAGGUCACUGACCGGACAGUCUUCAUUGACCCUUACGUACAAGUGACCUUUGCAGGACAACAGGGGGAGACAACGGUCGCCAGUGUCACCAGCUGUCCAGUUUGGAACGAGGAGAUCAACUUCAUUGAACAGUUUCCUCCUCUGGCUCAACGAAUCAGAGUCCAAAUCCUUGAUGAUGCCAAGAUGGGAGACAUCGCCCUGGCAACACACUUUCUGGAUCUGCAGCAGAUUUCUGACCCCACCAGGAAUGGCUUCAACCCUACCUGUGGUCCCUGUUGGGUCAACCUGUAUGGUUCUCCGCAGAACUCCACCCUCGGAGACGUCCACCAGGCUUUGAACCAGGGUCUUGGUGAAGGAAUCUUUUAUCGUGGUCGAAUCCUCCUAGCCCUCUCCGUGGAGGUUUACACAUCGCCAUCCGGUGUCACAGCAGAUAUAGGCACAGCCGCUCUGGGAAAGGUGAAGGGAACACUGGGGAAGCUGGGACUGAGGAGGAAGAGGAGCAGCAAGAAGAAGCAAAAUGAAGCAUCCAUAGCUGCCAGUGGACUGGUCAGUGAGUCUGGGGACGCAGGAGUUGAGGUGCCAGAGGUUGUUGCCGUGGAGACUGAGGAAAUCCACCCACUCCCUGAGGGUUUCCUGGGGGAGCGGGAGGACUUCCUGCUGUUCGCGUCUCUGUUUGAAUUCACUAUGAUAGACCCGUCUGUAGGGACCAAACCAUUGACCUUUGAACUCUCUAUAGGGAAUUAUGGGAAAGUGGUAUCGGUGAGGCGAUCCAAGAAGAGCCAGAGCAGGGAGGAGCUGAGGAGGAGCAGAGAGGAGCUGAGGAGUAGCAGGGAGAAUCUGAAUGAGGACGAGCAGGGUCUGCUGGAGUCAGAGGAGGAGCUGGACAGAGAGGAGGUGCUGAGUCUCGAACCUGAGAACAGAUCAGUGUCCGUUGCCAUGAAACCCCAGCCCACAGAGUACGACAGAUCAUACCAGUGUCUUCCCCUCCAGCCCCCCUCUUUGAAACAGAAGCCCUGUCUGUUUGUGUGGAGUCAGUUUGAAGAUCACAGCUUUCGUCUCCAUCAGGCAAACUGGCUCAGCAAGAUGGCCGACAGACUGGAGAUUGGUCUUGAUGAGGUUGAACGACUCCUGAGGAGGCCGAGGAGUAAUGCGAAGGAGCGUUUGGUGGAGGUGUUGCUGGAGAUGGUUGCCUCCUGCAAACAGUUUAAUAUUUUUGCAGAAAGGAGGUCUCAGUCCCGUCCCAACAACCUGGACCGAUGUAGGAAGGAGUUUAUCAAGAAGAAUUUGGUCCUGCUGGCCAGACAGGCAGUCAGGGCCAAGCGGAGGAUCACUAGGCGGACGGCCAAACAGCGGUUGAUGGAUGCCAGGAAACUCCUGAAGAAACUCCGCCUUCUGGCUAAAGAGCCCCAGAAUACCAUCCCUGAUGCGUUUCUAUGGUUACUGAGUGGAAGCAAGCGAUUGGCUUAUGUCAGGAUCCCCGCCCACUCCAUAUUUUUCUCGUUGGUGGAGGAGCAGAAGGGGCGGGACUGUGGCCAAGUCACCACCUUGUAUAUGAAGUCUCCGGGAAGUUCAGCCAGCGAGAUCUUUGCGAAGCUUGAGGUCUACCUGUGGCUCGGUCUGGCCAAGUACAGCAAAGUGGCCACCAACAGCUUGCCGGAAGAGUUCCUGCCAGUCUACGAGGAGGAGGAGGAGGAGCUGAGGAGGCUUGUCCCCGCUGGGAAGAGGACGCUUCCUGUGAGUCUGUCCUGCCAGGACAGCAGGUUCUUCCAGCUACGAUGUCACCUCUACCAGGGCCGUGGCCUGAUGGCAGCUGACGACAACGGCCUGUCAGAUCCCUUUGCCAAGGUCCUUUUCUCUACCCAGUGCCAGGUCACCAGGAUGUUGUCUGACACGCUCUCUCCAGCCUGGUGUGAGUGUUUGUUGUUCGACCAAGUCUUGCUGGAGGGAACGAGGGAGGAACUCGAACGAGACCCACCCCUCAUCAUCAUUAACAUCUUUGACUACGACUCGAUGGGCAGUCCGAAGCCACUGGGUCGGGCGUUUGCCGAGCCGGAGUUUAAACCUGUUGAGCAGUUCUACAAGAAGCCCAGCCUCCGCUUCUUUGACAUCAACCUUGGUAGGGCCCCUGCCGGCGAGCUGUUGGCUGCCUUCGAACUCAUCGAGCUGGACUACUCUGGGCUUGGAGAGCCCUGCCUCCCCAGCAGCGUGGACCCUCAGGAAUUGACCUACGUGGAGGAGCAGAAAUAUUACGCCAUCCCAGAAGGAGUCCGACCUGUUCUGAAGACCUUCAGGAUCGAGGUGCUGUUCUGGGGUCUGAGGGAGUUGAAGCGGGUGCAGCUCUUUGAGGUGGAGCGCCCCCUGGUGAGGGUGGAGUGUGCAGGACGACAGCUGGAGUCUGAAGAGAUCGAGAGCUACAAGGUUCACCCCAACUUCAAAGAGCUGGUCCGCUACAUUGACGUGGAGCUGCCGGAGCAGGCCUACCUCCACCCUCCUCUGACACUGUUUGUGGUGGAACAUCGAGCCUUCGGUCGACUCGCUCUGGUCGGGUCCCACGUGGUUCAGAGUCUCAUGUACUACGCCCCGCCUGAGCUCGGGGGCAGGGAGGAGGAGGAAGAGGAGGAGCCUAAACAAAAAGCUUCUGUAGUGCGGAAGAAUACAGCGAAGGUCAACUCUCUGACGUCGGUCAAGAAGAUGGGACUCAGCACCCUGUCAAUCAAACAGUCAAAGAUUCCCAUGAACACCAUCAAGCUGUAUCCUCUGAAGAAGCUGAUGAAGAAAAAGGAGGAGCUGGAGGAGGAGAUGCCGGAGAAGGAGGAGUUGGACUGGUGGUCGAAGUACUACGCUUCACUGGAUGAGAUGGAGAGAAAGGCUGCUAAAGAGGAGGAGGAGUCGGAGGAACAAGCAGAUACAGAUGGAGCGAAUCUGACCAUGGCGAACAUCGAAGAGGAGGAAGAGGAUGAAACUGUGGUGAUUGAGAUCGAACCUCCAAAACGCAAGGCGAUCGCCACAUUGAAGAUGUAUGGAGGCGACCUGGAGUCGGAGUUCAGUCAGUUUCAGGACUGGCUGCAGAUCUUCCCGCUGUAUAAAGGCCGGUCGUGCGCUGAAGACGAGGAGGAUGACGAUGAGGAGAGAGUAAUGGGAAAAUACAAGGGCUCCUUCCUGGUUUAUCCGAUCAAUGCAGAGGACACGGAAGACACCAAGUGUCAGAUCACAGAGGGAAUCCCCAAAAAUUCCCCCAUCAAAGUCUUAGUCCGAGUCUACGUUGUCAAGGCCACCAGUCUGGCUCCCACCGACCCGAAUGGUAAAGCUGACCCGUACCUGGUGAUCAAAGUCGGACAGCAGAGUCUGGACACCAAAGAUCGAUACAUCCCCAAACAGCUCAACCCCACGUUCGGAGAGGUGUUUGAACUCACCGUGUCCUUCCCACUGGAGACGGAGCUGGCCGUCACGGUGAUGGACCACGAUCUCGUGGGCUCCGACGACGUCAUCGGCGAGACGCGGGUCGACCUGGAGAACCGGUUCUACAGCCGCCACAGAGCCUGCUGUGGUCUGGCUCUUCACUACGACACCGACGGCUACAAUAUGUGGCGGGACGCUAAGAAGCCGACCACCAUCUUGGCUGAGCUCUGCCGGGAGAACAGCAUCCCGUCUCCGGAGUACAGAGCGACCGAGGUCAAAGUCCUCAACAAGAUCUUCAAAAUCCCACCGGAUGCAGUACCCGAAGCUCUGCUGAAGAAGAACCAGCCGUCCCCAGAGGAGAAUGCAGAGAUGGAGGAGCAUGCGGCCCUGAGUGUGCUGCAGCGCUGGGGGGAGAUGAGGGAGUUCCUCCCUGGUGCGCUCCCUCUGGUCGCGGAGCACGUGGAGAUCCGCUCGCUGCUCAACCAGGACAAGCCUGGACUGCCGCAGGGUUACCUCCAUAUGUGGGUGGACAUGUUCCCUAACGACGUCCCGGCCCCGCCCCCUGUCGACAUCAAGCCCCGCCUACCCGAACAGUACGAGCUCCGUGUUAUCAUCUGGAACACAGAUGAUGUUUUUCUGGACGAUGUCAACCCGUUCACCGGCGACCCGUCGUCCGACAUCUAUGUCAAAGGAUGGAUAAAGGGGCUGGAGGGAAACAAACAGGAGACUGACGUCCACUUCAACUCUCUGACUGGAGAAGGAAACUUCAACUGGAGAUUUCUUUUCCGCUUUGACUACCUUCCUACUGAGAAAGAGGUGGUCUAUAAGAAGAAGGAGUCCUUCUUCUCCCUGGAGGAGUCAGAGUUUCGACAGCCGGCUGUUCUGACGCUGCAGGUGUGGGACUACGACCGCAUCGCAGCCAACGACUUCCUGGGCUCCAUAGAGCUGCGUCUCAACGACAUGGUGCGGCCUGCGAAGUCGUCCGCUCAGUGCUCCAUUGACAUGGCCAAGGACCGGGCGAGCCCCCGGUUCUCCAUCCUGCGCGCCAAGAAGAUGAAGGGCUGGUGGCCGCUGACGCGCCUGAAGACGGCCGAGGACUUCGAGAGGGAGGAGAAGGAGAAGGAGGAGGAGGCCAGGAACAAGAAGAAGAAGAAGAAGGACAAGAAGAGCAAGGACCGGAGGAAAAAGCUGAAACAGGAGCACAUCCAGUUCACCGACAGCAGCGGCAACACUUUCCUGUUGAUGGGGAAGGUCGAGGCAGAGCUACAGCUGGUGACAUUGGAGCAGGCGGAAGCUAAUCCUGUGGGACGGGCCCGCAAGGAGCCGGAGCCUCUGGACAAACCAAACCGACCCACCACCAGCUUCAACUGGUUCGUCAACCCAAUGAAGACCUUCAUCUUCCUCAUCUGGAGGAAGUUCAAGAAGUUCAUCAUCGCCGUGGUCAUCCUCGCCAUCCUCGCCGUCUUCCUCGCCCUCCUCGUCUACACGCUGCCGCAGCAAAUCUCCGCGCUCAUCGUCAACGGAUGAAAAGAAAGACCGUCUCAGGUUUCUGAUCCUGAUCUGAAGUCAUCGUGACUCUAAACUGAUUUCUGUGGAACUCAAUCAGUGAAGCUCAUGAUUUAAUAUAUUCAGCACCACAUUAUCACUGCUGAGAAAUAAUCCGGGUUCCGUGUUUUCUGUCAGACUCGUUCGUGAUCAGAGGAAAUCAGUUGGCAACUAUUACUACGUAUUAAUAUUCUGUCAUUUAAAUAUUGUUCGACUGUAAAACUGUACGACGUACAGCACAUAUCUGAAAUGAUGAAUCAGCACUUUCUCCUAAACUAAAACACAGCUCUGUUGUACACAAGUGUCAUUUUUUUUUUGAUUGAAUAUAGUUUUUAUGUUGAAAGUAAGAAAGUAAGUGAAACAAAGAAAGAACAUUUUGCACUGA
This is a messenger RNA of Scophthalmus maximus (turbot), 9341 nucleotides long. RefSeq names its product fer-1 like family member 4 (gene fer1l4). The record is from RefSeq and is a predicted model, not a curated record. Lineage: Eukaryota; Metazoa; Chordata; Actinopteri; Pleuronectiformes; Scophthalmidae. Gene Ontology annotation, cellular component: membrane. The transcript has 49 exons. The coding region runs from base 2759 to 8938 and encodes 2059 amino acids. Gene Ontology annotation, biological process: plasma membrane organization.